ACACUUGAUCCAUCGGCAAACGUUUCCUUGGUACGGUCGUCUCGCGAAAGAUCGGUGGUCGCGCUUUAAUUCCGUGGGCUGCGACGACGGUUGCCCGUCCGCCCCGCCGAAACGCAACUCGACGGUCGAAAGGCUAACUGGAUUCAUUCGCGUCCGACCGCGCAAGGGUGAAAAUUAACGAGGGCUCAGCGCGGCUGAAAAACGACGAUAUCAAUUAAUCCAACGAGGACGGACCACCGCCGCCCUUUCGCUCAUCGGAAUCCAAUAUUUAUAGGCCGCACGCGCGCGCGCUCGGCUCGGAAAUCCGCGAUCCCACCAGCGCGCGUUCGCGCAGCCCGGCUGAGAGACGACGGCAAGCGGAAAUACGUCGAGUAACUGCCUCGUCGAGCGUUCAAGUGGAGCGCGCGGGCGAGAUGAACUGAUCGGCGACUGGAAUUGGCGUGAGAAUUCGUUCUCUCCGAUUGCCGCCGCCGACGGUGCGCGACCGAUUAGCCGUCACAGCGUUGCCGGAGGACGCGGGCCGAGACAGCGGCUCUCGGUGGUCGGUGUCGGCCGGUGCGUCGGGCGCUUCUCCCUCGCUCUCGACCGGGAUCCGGAAUCCGAUAACCGAGCGUCUGCACAAACGCGUCCACAAAGCGACGACGUCCGCUCGCCGCAUUGGAAUUGCGCUCGCGUUCAGCGAGUGCGAGCGAUUGAAUGAAAAAAGCCCGAUACCGGCCGAGGCCGAGGAAUGAAAUAAAUCCGCGGGAGCGCACAGCCGAAAUCGAUGGGCUUGCCAAAGCCCCGUCGAUCGACUGUCUAUACGGGUCUGGAGGGACAAGGGUGGCGCCGCGCUACACGGCAGAAACGAUAUUCGAUAUCGGGCGGCACCUAGUAGUCGAGCUCGGUCAGUAGUCGGACGUGACGACGCAAGGAGAACUCACGUUCGCGUACAAGCGCGCGUGCGUUUGUGUGCGCGCAGGUGGGCGAAAGCUGCGACGGCGGCCAGCGCCGUUAGGAUGACGGCGGCGGGAGCGCAGCCCGGCGGAUCGACGGGGCGUCCCCCUCGUCGCGGGAGCCUCGAGGACGACGAACAGCGACAGCGAACGGAGCGCAGCCGAUAAGCGACGACGAGAAUGAGGAGCGGAUGGUCGGCACUCGCGUGGCUGCUGCUGGGGAGCAGUCUGGCGCUGGGGCCGAGGGCGGACGACGCGGGCUUCGGCCACGGCGGCAGCAGCGGUAGCGGCCACCCGGGCGCAGCGCAGCGGACCAGCAGCACCAUCAAGAUCGGCAAGUACGACCGCAGCAGCGGCCUCGGCGGCCUCGGCGGCCUCGGCGGCACGGGUCAGCGCGGCAGCUCCAUGAUCAAGAUCGGCGAGGGCAGCAAGCUGCUGAACAUCAGCCGCGUGGUCAGACCCUUGCUCACCACCUCCAUGACCAGUACCACCAUCCCGCUGUCCUACGCCUCCGUGUCGCCGGAGAGCCAGGGAAGCGCCGAGUUCAGCAACGGCACCAAGAUGCUCAAAGUGGGUCUGGCCGUGCCGUACAAGUCGUUCGGCUACCGCGAGUACACGAAGGCGGUGAGCCGAGUGGUGACGGCGCUGCAGAAGAGCACCAAGCGGCCGAACCUCGGGCUCUUCCAACACUACGACAUCUUCGUGAAGGUGGCAAUGCAGGAGCUGACGCCCAGCCCGAUGAACAUACUCAACUCGCUGUGCAAGGAGUUCCUGUCGCUCAACGUCUCGGCGAUCCUGUACCUGAUGAACUACGAGCAGUACGGGCGCAGCACCGCCAGCACCCAGUACUUCCUGCAGCUGGCCGGCUACCUGGGCAUACCCGUGAUCGCCUGGAACGCCGACAAUUCCGGCCUCGAGCGAAGUAGCCUGCAUCUGCAACUGGCGCCGUCGAUCGAGCACCAGGCGGCGGCGAUGCUGAGCAUCCUGGAGCGCUACAAGUGGCACCAGUUCAGCGUGGUCACCUCGCAGAUCGCCGGCCACGACGACUUCGUGCAGGCGGUGCGCGAGCGCAUCUCCGACAUGCAGGAGCGCUUCAAGUUCACCAUGCUGAACGCCGUGACCGUGACCAAGUCGCAGGACCUCAAGGACCUGGUCAGCGUCGAGUCGCGCGUCAUGCUGCUCUACUCGUCCAAGGAGGAGGCCAACAACAUCUUCCGCCACGCCGCCGAGUUCAAGAUCACCGGCGAGAACUACGUCUGGGUGGUGACCCAGAGCGUCAUACAGAACAUACAGCCCGGACACCACUUCCCCGUCGGCAUGAUCGGGGUGCACUUCGACACGAGCAGCACGAGCAUCGUGAACGAGAUAGCGACGGCGAUCAAGGUCUACGCCUACGGGGUGGAGGACUUCGUUAACGACCCGAGGAACUACGGCUACAGCCUGAACACCCAGCUGAGCUGCGAGGACCUGAGCAGCGAGUCGCGCUGGAGCACCGGCGAGUACUUCUUCAAAUAUCUCAAGAACGUGUCCGUCGAGGCGGAGUACGGCAAGCCGUCCGUGGAGUUCACCCAGGACGGCGUGCUCAAGUCCGCCGAGCUGAAGAUCAUGAAUUUACGGCCGGGGCCGAGCAUGCAAUUGGUCUGGGAAGAGAUCGGCGCGUGGAAGUCGUGGGAGAAGGACGGCCUGGACAUCAAGGACAUCGUGUGGCCGGGGAACACGCACACGCCGCCGCCGGGGGUGCCGGAGAAGUUCCACGUGAAGAUCGCCUUUCUGGAGGAGCCGCCCUACAUCAAUCUCGCGCCACCCGAUCCCGUGACGGGCAAGUGCCUGGUCGAGCGGGGCGUCCACUGUCGCGUCGCCAAGGACCCCGACGAGGCGGACGCCCAAGCGGCCGCGCGCAACGGCACGGCCUUCCAGUGCUGCAGCGGCUUCUGCAUAGACCUGCUGCAGAAGUUCUCCGAGGAGAUGGGCUUCACGUACGAGCUGGUGCGCGUGGAGGACGGCAAGUGGGGCACCAUCGAGAACGGCAAGUGGAACGGACUGAUGGCCGAGCUGGUGAACCGGAAGACGGACAUGGUGAUGACCUCCCUGAAGAUCAACUCGGAGCGAGAGGCGGUCGUGGACUUCUCGGUGCCGUUCAUGGAGACGGGCUCGGCGAUCGUAGUGGCCAAGCGCACCGGCAUCAUCUCGCCCACCGCUUUCCUAGAGCCGUUCGACACUGCUUCCUGGAUGCUCGUUGGCUUUGUGGCAAUACACUCGGCAACAUUCAUGAUUUUCCUCUUCGAGUGGCUCUCGCCAUCUAGCUUCGGCAUGCCCGAUUAUUCCGCGGGCACGAAACCAAAGCCGCAGCGGCGCCAGCAGCACCGGCAGCACCAGCGGCAGCACCAGCGGCAUCGCUACCGGCACGAGCGUGAGCCGCUGCAGCAGCCGGCCAAGCCGCCGAGGCAGCAGCACCGCUUCUCGCUGUGCCGCGUCUACUGGCUGGUCUGGGCGGUGCUCUUCCAGGCGGCCGUGCACGUGGACUCGCCGCGAGGAUUCACGGCCAGGUUCAUGACCAACGUGUGGGCGAUGUUCGCCGUGGUGUUCCUGGCCAUCUACACGGCCAAUCUGGCGGCCUUCAUGAUCACCCGCGAGGAGUUCUUCGACUUUAGCGGCGUGGACGACCAGCGGCUCGCGCGGCCCACGUCCCACAAGCCGCCCAUCAAGUUCGGCACCGUGCCCUUCACCCACACCGACAGCGUGCUCGCCAAGUACUUCAAGGAGAUGUACGCCUACAUGCGCACCCACAGCAAGGGCAGCGUGUCCGAGGGCGUCGAGGCCGUGGUCAACGGGGACCUGGACGCCUUCAUCUACGACGGCACGGUGAUCGACUACCUGGUGUCGCAGGACCAGGACUGCCGGCUGCUCACCGUCGGCUCCUGGUACGCGAUGACGGGCUACGGCCUGGCCUUCCCGCGCAACUCGCGCUUCCUCAAGAUGUUCAACCAGAAGCUGCUCGAGUACCGGGACAACGGCGACCUGGAGAGGCUGCGGCGCUUCUGGAUGACCGGCACCUGCAGGCCCGACAAGGAGGUGCAGAAGAGCAGCGACCCGCUCGCGCUCGAGCAGUUCCUCAGCGCCUUCCUCAUGCUCAUGGUCGGCACCCUCAUCGCCGCCUUCCUGCUGCUGCUCGAGCACCUCUACUCCACGUACGUGCGGCGGCGCCUCGCCAAAGACGCCCGGGCGGGCCGGUGCUGCGGUCUGCUGAGCAGCGUGAGUACGCGCUCGUCGCCAGCGCCGCCGUCGCUCCACGCGCGCCUGUCGUGUGCUUGCAGCGCGAGCCGACCAGCCCCCCCGAGACGCGGCGACAGCUCUGAGCCCUCCCGGCGCCGGCUCUUCCUGGAGGCGGCGGCCCGACGUCUUGGCCACGCGGGGACGCCGAGGAGAGAAGGACGCUUAGGACGAGCGCAACCGUGGUUGUCGCGCAUGUGUACCGCUGCGUUCCUCCGUUGUUCGACGUGUUACAAAUGAAGGCGCGCUGUCGCCGAGUCGCCUCAAUCCACGUCGUAGACCACUCCCAA
This is a messenger RNA of Phymastichus coffea, 4495 nucleotides long. It is a transcript of the gene Nmdar2, whose product is annotated as glutamate receptor ionotropic, NMDA 2D-like. NCBI's taxonomy places the organism in Eukaryota, Metazoa, Arthropoda, Insecta, Hymenoptera, Eulophidae. Gene Ontology annotation, cellular component: postsynaptic membrane; plasma membrane. The record is from RefSeq and is a predicted model, not a curated record. Gene Ontology annotation, biological process: modulation of chemical synaptic transmission; monoatomic ion transport; synaptic transmission, glutamatergic. Gene Ontology annotation, molecular function: NMDA glutamate receptor activity; transmitter-gated monoatomic ion channel activity involved in regulation of postsynaptic membrane potential. Bases 1116 to 4445 code for a protein of 1109 amino acids. The transcript is spliced from 16 exons.